Anolis sagrei ordinatus is the source of this 2860-nucleotide messenger RNA. Its product is annotated as zinc finger and SCAN domain-containing protein 2-like. Gene Ontology annotation, cellular component: nucleus. Gene Ontology annotation, molecular function: RNA polymerase II cis-regulatory region sequence-specific DNA binding; DNA-binding transcription factor activity, RNA polymerase II-specific. NCBI's taxonomy places the organism in Eukaryota, Metazoa, Chordata, Lepidosauria, Squamata, Anolidae. The record is from RefSeq and is a predicted model, not a curated record. Gene Ontology annotation, biological process: regulation of transcription by RNA polymerase II.
AUGGAGGAAAAACCCUAUUCCUGCCUGGAGUGUGGACAGAGCUUUGCUCGGAGGGAUAAUCUGCAGCAACAUGUAAAGACUCACACUGGGGAGAAACCCUAUAAAUGCCUGGAGUGUGGACAGAGCUUUGCUUUUAUUUCAAGUCUACGUAGGCAUCAAAGGACUCACACUGGGGAGAAACCCUAUAAAUGCCAGGAAUGUGGACAGAGCUUUGCUCAUAGUUCAGGUCUGCAUACACAUAAAAGGACUCACACUGGAGAGAAACCCUAUAAAUGCUUGGAAUGUGGACAGAGCUUUGCUCAAAGUUCAUGUCUACAUAGACAUCAAAGGAUUCACACUGGACAGAAACCCCACAAAUGCCUGGAAUGUGGUCAGAGCUUCACUCAGAGUUCAAAUCUACGUACACAUCAAAGGAUUCACACUGGGGAGAAACCCUAUAAAUGCCUGGAAUGUGGACAAAGCUUCAAUCAGAGUUCUCAUCUACGUACACAUCAAAGGAUUCACACUGGGGAGAAACUCUAUAAUUGCCAGGAAUGUAGUCGGAGCUUCACUGAGAGUUCAAAUCUACGUACACAUCAAAGCAUUCACACAGGGGAGAAACCCUAUAAAUGCCAGGAAUGUGGACAAAGCUUCACUGUGAGUGGCCAUCUACAUAGACAUGAAAAGACUCACACUGGGGAGAAACCCUGUACGUGCCUAGAGUGUGGACAGAGCUUCGCUCAUAAUCCAGGUUUGCAUUCACAUAAAACGACUCACACUGGAGAGAAACUCUAUAAAUGCCUGGAAUGUGGACAGACUUUCACUCAUAAUUCCAGUCUACAUAGACAUCAAAGGACUCACACAGGGGAGAAACCCUAUACGUGCCUGGAGUGUGGACAGAGGUUCACUCAUAAUUCAAGUCUACGUACACAUCAAAGGAUUCACAUUGGGGAAAAACCUUAUAAAUGCCUGGAAUGUGGUCAAAGCUUCACUCAUAGUUCAAGUUUACGUACACAUCAAAGGAUUCACACUGGGGAGAAACCCUAUUCCUGCCUGGAGUGCGGAAAGAGCUUCACUCGGAGUGAUAAUCUGCAGCGACAUGUAAAGACUCACGCUGGGGAGAAACCCUAUACGUGCCUGGAGUGUGGCCAGAGCUUUGCUCGUCGUUCACAUCUACGUUCACAUGAAAGGACUCACACUGGGGAGAAACCCUAUAACUGCCUGGAGUGUGGACAGAGCUUCACUCAGAGUUCAGGUCUGCAUUCACAUAAAAGGACUCACACUGGGGAGAAACCCUAUACAUGCCUGGAAUGUGGACAGACUUUCAUUAGUAAUUCCAAUCUACAUAGACACCAAAGGACUCACACUGGUGAGAAAGCCUAUAAAUGCCUGGAAUAUGGUCAGAGCUUUACUCAGGUUUCAGGUUUGCAUUCACAUAAAAAGACUCACACUGGGUAGAAACCCUAUUCCUGCGUGGAGUGUGGACAGAGAUUUGCUCAUCGUUCACAUCUACAUUCACAUGAAAGGACUCACACUGAGGACAAACCCUAUACAUGCCUGGAAUGUGGUCAGAGCUUUGCUUUUAGUUCAAGUCUACGUAGGCAUCAAAGGAUUCACACUGGGCAGAAACCCUAUAAAUGCCUGGAAUGUGGACAGAGUUUCACUCAAAAUUCGAGUCUACAUAAACAUCAAAGGACUCACAUGAGGGAAGAAACCCUAUACAUGCCUUGACCCACACUGGGGGAAAAACCUUAUGAAUGCUUGGAGUGUGGCCUGAACUUCACUCAGAGUAGACCACUACGUUCACAUGAAAGCACACACAUUGGGGAGCAACCCUAUAAAUGCCUGGAGCGUGGACAGAGCUUCACUUGUAGUUCACCUCUACAUAAACAUCAAAGAACUCACCCUGGGGAGAAAACAUAUAUAGACAUAACAUAAAGUCAUAGAAUCAUAGAAUAAUAUGAGUUGGAAGAGAUGACAUGGGACAUCCAAUCCUGCAAUGAUUUUAUAAGCUUCAUGUGCUUUUAUGGAUUUGACCAAUUUUUAAAAAAUAUUAAUGAUGUUCAAUGCAGUUUCAAUAUUUGUAUAUUUUAAGUUGUAUUGCAACACUGUUAAUUUGUGAGCCACUUUGAGUGUCCGAAUGGAGAGAAAAAGCGGGAUAUAAAUAAAUGUAAUAAUGAGAACCCCUCGCCUUGCAGGAAAAGCACAAUCCAAGUAUCCCUGAGAGAUGGCAUGUGGAAAGAGCGUCCCUGAGAGUUGACGUCUACAUAGACUUCCCAUUGGAGGGAACUGUGGUCAUUGAUCCCAGAGAGACUCUAAGGCAGAGCUUUCCAAACUUUUCAUGUUGGUGUCACGUUUUAGACACGCAUCCUUUCGUGACACUGUAAUUCAGUUUAAGUAGCCAGACAGAGGUUAAACCAACUCCAUAUAAGAUUUUCAAUACAUAUAAUAAUAUAUACAGAUAGGUUUCAUAUAAUCUUUCUGUAUAAAUAAUCCUUGUGUCAUUUCCUCUGUAGCUGCUCCAUGUAUUUCAUCGCAAAUUUUUUUACUAAUACAUUUUAUUUCCUUACUUUUAUCAACUUUUUCAUUUUAGUGGUAAUUACUGCAGUUCAUUCAACAAAUUGGGCAGAUAAACAUAUCAUAACAGUACUUAGACUUGAACGCCCCCGCACUCCACUUCUGUCGUGAGUAUCUGAGGGGAGGAGAAUGACCAGGGACACAAUCAGCCCGGUGGGAAGUUCUCAGAAUUAGACCCAGGCCUGUUUGUUCAUUGGUUCGUGUACUUUGUGUGUCCGUACAGGAGUGUUUGAGUGGUGUGUGCUUUUCCUGAUUUAUUUUUGUAGUUGUGGCAGCUCCUCAAUGAACUGUAUGGUUUUAGCAU